AUGACAAAUAAGAACCCAACAGCUGCUACCGCAUUCAGUAAUGCAAAACAUGUUGAGCCAGAAUCUGAUCUCUCCGCGAGUACAACUGUAAAUCGACGUAUGAACAUGCAAAGAACGCAAAAUGUCCUUCUUAUUUGGUUAGACAAUAAUAUUAAUGAUGAUAAUGCUGAUUGUUAUAAUACAAUCAAGCAAUUAAAACGUAUAGUUAACAACGUAAACACAUUUACAGAUACUGAACAAUGCGUUGAAUUUAUUCAAACCAUUACCGACAACAAAAUAUGUAUGAUUAUCUCCGAGUCACUUGGGAAACAUAUUGUGUCUCACAUACAUAAUAUGUCCCAAGUACACAGCAUUUUUAUUUUUUGUAACAAUCAAGAAUGUGAUAAACAAUGGGCCACAGAAUGGCCUAAAAUAAAAGGAGUCUUUACAGAUAUAACAUCAAUUUGUGAAGCUCUUAAACAAGCUAUUCACCAAUGUGAGCAAAAUGCCAUCUCCAUCAGCUUUGUGGCAUUAAACAAAAAGCUGGAUCAAUUAGAUCCAUCAUUUAUGUACACUCAGAUCUUAAAAGAAAUCCUAUUAACUAUCGACUUUGAAGCUGAACAUAUUAAAGAAUUCAUUACUUACUGUCGUGAAGCAUCUGCCGAAAAUGAGUAUAAUUUACAUACUAUAAAAAAAUUGGAAAGUGACUAUCAUAAUCAUAUACCUAUUUGGUGGUACACUUCUGAACAGUUUUUAUAUUCGAUGCUCAAUCAAGCAUUAAGAUUAAUGGAUGUUGAUUUCAUUGUUCGAAUGGGUUUCUUUAUUAAUGAUCUACAUCGUGAUAUUCAACGACUCCAUUCGAGACAAUUUGAUGGUCAACAAUCUGAUAGAACAUUUACAGUUUAUCGUGGACAAUGUCUUUCAAAAGAAGAUUUCAUCGAAAUGACAAAAACUAAAGGUGGACUUCUUUCAUUUAAUAACUUUUUAUCGACUAGUAUAAAUCCUGAUGUUUCUCUAUGUUUCGCACCACAAGCUGCUACAAAUCCUGAUGUUGUUGGAAUUUUAUUUGUUAUGUCCAUCAAUCCUACUCAUUCAACAACUCCAUUUGCGUCUGUUAGUGAUGUUAGUUACUUUCAUACAGAAGAUGAAGUUCUCUUCUCUAUGCAUACCAUUUUUCGCAUUGGAGAUAUUAAACCGAUAGAUGAAAAUAAUAAUCUCUAUCAAGUGAAUUUAGCAUUGACCAGUGACAACGACCAAGACCUUCGUACUCUUACUGAUCGUAUCAGACAGGAGACCUUUCCAGAUUCGCAAGGAUGGCACAGAUUAGGUCAAUUGCUAAUUCAAAUGGGUCAGCCUAACAAGGCUCAAGAAGUUUAUGAAGUUUUACUUCAUCAAACAACGAAUGAGAGCGACAAAGCAAAUAUUUAUCAUCAACUAGGAAUGAUCAAACAUAAUCAGGGAGAAUAUCAAGAAGCACUUACACAUUAUAAAAAAUCACUUACUAUCGAUCAAAAAACACUUCCUUCCAAUCAUGCUGAUUUCGCUAACUCGUACAUGGGUAUCGCUAACGCGUACUACAGUAUGGCCGAUUAUUCAAAAGCACUUUCUAUUUAUGAAAAAGCCCUGGCAAUUCGACAGCAAUCACUACCACUCAAUCAUCCUGAUUUGGGUAGUUCCUAUAACAACAUCGGUAUUGUAUACGACAGCAUGGGUGACUAUCCAAAAGCACUUUCUUAUUAUGAGAAAGCCUUUGCAAUUCGACAAGAAUCACUUCCUUCCAAUCAUCCUGAUUUGGGUGCUUCCUAUAGUAACAUUGGGUUCGUGUAUUAUAACAUGGGUGAUUAUCCCAAAGCACUUUCUUAUUACGAGAAGGAUGUUGCAAUUCUACAACAAUCACUUCCAUUCAGUCAUCCUGACUUCGGCGAUUCCUAUAGCAACUUCGGUUUGGUGUAUUCCAAAAUCGGUGAUUAUACAAAAUCACUUUCUUAUUAUGAAAAAUCCCUUACAAUUCGACAACAGUCACUUCCUUACAAUCAUCCUGAUUUGGCUAUGUCCUAUAACAACAUCGGUUUGAUGUUGCACAUCAUAAAUAGUUAUCCAAAAGCUCUUUCUUAUUAUGAAAAAGCCCUCGCAAUUCAACAACAAUCACUUCCUUCUAAUCAUCCUGAUUUUGGUGCUUCCUACAUAGGCAUCGGUUUGGUGUAUUAUAGCAUGGGUGAUUAUCCAAAAGCACUUCCUUAUUAUGAAAAAUCCCUCAAAAUUCGACAACAAUCACUUCCGACCAAUCAUCCAGAUUUAGCCCUUACAAUUCGACAACAAUCACUUCUUUCCAAUCAUCCUGAUGUGGGUAUGUCUUAUAACAACAUCGGUUUGGUGUAUUAUAGUAUGGGUGAUUAUUCAAAAGCACUUUCGUCUCAUGAAAAAGCCCUUACAAUUCGACAACAAUCACUUCCAUCCAAUCAUUCUGAUGUAGGUAUGUCCUAUAAUAACAUCGGUAUGGUGUAUGACAGCUUGGAAGAUUAUCCAAAAGCACUUUCUCAUUAUGAAAAAGGCCUUGCAAUUCUACAACAAUCACUUCCUUCGAAUCAUCCUGAUCUGAGUGCUUCCUAUAACAACAUCGGUGUGGUGUAUGAGAAUAUGGGCAACUACUCAAAAGCUCACUCAUUUUAUGAACGUGCUGCAGAAAAUGGGCAACAAUCAUUACCAUCAAAUCAUCCAUCUCUUCAAAAACGGAGAAAAAACCUUGAAAACAUGAAAAAGAAAUUAUAA
This is a messenger RNA of Adineta steineri, 2748 nucleotides long. The record is from the annotation of a GenBank genome assembly. NCBI's taxonomy places the organism in Eukaryota, Metazoa, Rotifera, Eurotatoria, Adinetida, Adinetidae.